Molecule: messenger RNA, 1405 nt
Organism: Pyrgilauda ruficollis (rufous-necked snowfinch)
Lineage: Eukaryota; Metazoa; Chordata; Aves; Passeriformes; Passeridae
Gene: SMIM11
Product: small integral membrane protein 11A
Exons: 5
Coding region: 874-1227 (117 amino acids)
Source: RefSeq, a predicted model, not a curated record
CUGCCCUGCCCGGCCUGCCGCUGCCCCUUCUCCACCCCGUCCUUGCUCUCCAGGCCUCGUCCUUUCUCUCCAAGCCCUCUCCCGUCUAAUGCAUCCUCCCUUCCCUCUCUCCAGUCCCUUCCGUGUUGCUCACCCCGCUUUCCUCCAUCUCCAGCCCCUCUUUGCUCUCCACCCGCCCUUGCUCUCGGUCCCCCCGCUGUUGUUCUCCAGCCUCUUCCUUUCCCUCCAGCCCCCUUACUCGAUAUCCACCGCUCCCUCCUUGUUCACCAGCCUCCUUUCCUAGUUCUCCAUCGCCCUCCUUCCCCUCCAGGCCCUCCAUUUUUGUUCUUCACUCCCUGCUUUUCCCUUCAGGCCCCCCUCCUUAUUCUCCCCCUACUCUCCAGCACCCAUUUGUUGUUCUCCAUCCCCGUUCCUUGUUCCCCAGUCCCCCUUCCUUUCUCUUCAGCCCCCUUUCCUUUCUCUCCAUCCCCUUUCCUUGCUCUGCACCCCCUGAUUUUCUUGCUUUCCACCCUCCCUCCUUGUUCCCCAGUCCCUUCUUUUCCAGCCCAGGACAGAGUUGGGCUGGGAUCCAGGGGCAGCCCCGGCUGCUCUGGGAAUUCCAUCCCAGCCCCUGCCCACCCUGCCAGGGAACAAUUCCUCAUUGCCCAGAUCCCAUCCAACCCUGCCCUCUGGCAGUCUAAAACCAUUGCUCCUUGUCUUGGCACUCUCUGCCCAUAUAAAAAGUCCCUCUCCCUCCUUUUUAGCACUGGAAGGGGCUUUAAGGUCUCCCUGGAAUUGUCCCUUCUCCAGGCUGGACAAUCCCAAUUCUCCAGCCUGUUUCCAGAGCUGAGGGCUUCCAGUUGUGGGAUCAUCUUUGUGAUCCCUGGUGAUGCCAUGGUGGAAGAGUCUGAUGUGCCCCUGGCAUUUCUGACUUUGGAGUAUGUGAGGAGCUACCGGAGGAAUCACUCAUCUUUUAACUUCUGCUUUGGCAGAUGUUCCUGCCCUGCCCUGUGCCUCCAGGAGUGUAACCCCCCCAGUCCUGGGCACCCCACAGCUGAGAUGGUGGCCUUUAACUGGAAGGCUCUGGAGAACUUCCCACUGCUGAUGUACAUUUUGGCAGCUAAAACACUGAUCCUUUGCUUGGCCUUUGCUGGAGUCAAAAUGUACCAGAGCAAGAAAAUUGAGGAGAAACUGAAGAGGGAACGUGAGGAGAAACUGAAAGCAGAAGGAGAGAAGAAGGAUGAGUGAAGAGUGCUUCAGGUUCCUGACACUUGGAAUGCCUUCCCAGGAGGAUGAAGCCUUCCUGGAAAAGAAGGAUGGGUAACCUCAGAGUGACACUUAAAUUAUCUCUGUUUUUAUAUGUACAGCAAAGCAGCUGAGCCUCUAUUUAUGCAAUAAAAAAAAAAGUCUUUGUUUAAAAAAUAAA